GAAAAAAUGAUGUCUGUUGUAAGAUUCCUGCUGAAUCUCUGUGUUGCUGCAGUAGAAAAUGACAAAGAUGCAGGAACAAGAUUCUCGACUCUGCUGUCAUCUGUGUGCAGCUACAAAACCUUCCCUUUUGUUGAAGAGUUUGAUGAUUAUGAUGAUGUUCAGAGAGAUUUCCUGCUGGAUCUUUGCUCACAUGUGAAGAACUAUGAGACUCAAACAGGCAGGAGUUUCCUUCCAGCAUUACAGUCAGUUUUCCAGUCACCUGAUGAAUGGAUCAUAGAUCUCUCACAGAGAAAGAGCUCCGUCCUCCUGGAAGUGCUGAAACUACAAACACAGAAGAAACCAGUAGAUCUGAGCGGAUGUUCAGAGGAAGAGAGUGAAGUGAAGAGUUUCCUUCAGUGUCUGCCCUACAUCUCACAGCUGAGAUUGUCUGAUCUAAGUAAAAGUGAUCUAAGCAAAUUUCUUCUGCAACUCUUCAUUAAAGCAGCAGAGAUUGAGACACAGACAGGAGAACAGAUGCUGAAACUGUUAUUAUCAGUCUGCACCAGCUCUUCUGAUUAUAGAUGGACUUACAUAUUUUAUGAGAGUGAUUUCCUGCUGGAUCUUUGCUCACAUGUGAAGAACUAUGAGACUCAAACAGGCAGGAGUUUCCUUCCAGCAUUACAGUCAGUUUUCCAGUCACCUGAUGAAUGGAUCAUAGAUCUCUCACAGAGAAAGAGCUCCGUCCUCCUGGAAGUGCUGAAACUACAAACACAGAAGAAACCAGUAGAUCUGAGCAGGAUGUUCAGAGGAAGAGAGUGAAGUGAAGAGUUUCCUUCAGUGUCUGCCCUACAUCUCACAGCUGAGAUUGUCUGAUCUAAGUAAAAGUGAUCUAAGCAAAUUUCUUCUGCAACUCUUCAUUAAAGCAGCAGAGAUUGAGACACAGACAGGAGAACAGAUGCUGAAACUGUUAUCAUCAGUCUGCACCAGCUCUUCUGAUUAUAGAUGGACUUACAUAUUUUAUGAGAGUGAUUUCCUGCUGGAUCUUUGCUCACAUGUGAAGAACUAUGAGACUCAAACAGGCAGGAGUUUCCUUCCAGCAUUA
Messenger RNA from Labeo rohita (rohu), 1081 nucleotides. RefSeq lists its product as uncharacterized. NCBI's taxonomy places the organism in Eukaryota, Metazoa, Chordata, Actinopteri, Cypriniformes, Cyprinidae. The record is from RefSeq and is a predicted model, not a curated record. The transcript has 3 exons. Bases 7 to 798 code for a protein of 263 amino acids.